This is a messenger RNA of Amphiprion ocellaris (clown anemonefish), 505 nucleotides long. RefSeq names its product NADH:ubiquinone oxidoreductase subunit A5 (gene ndufa5). The record is from RefSeq and is a predicted model, not a curated record. The transcript has 5 exons. Gene Ontology annotation, biological process: respiratory electron transport chain. Lineage: Eukaryota; Metazoa; Chordata; Actinopteri; Pomacentridae. Bases 69 to 419 code for a protein of 116 amino acids.
CAAGCUCGGUAUCGUAGACGUCAUAUUUAGUGGCCGGAAGUCACAGUCGGAGACGUCCGCUGAGAAGAAUGGCUGGGCUGCUGAAAAAGACAACUGGCCUGGUUGGACUGGCAGUGUCCCACAAUUCACAUGAGCGUCUGAGGAUACUCUACACAAAGAUCCUUGCGUCACUGCAGACCAUGCCGCAGGACGCUGCCUACAGGAGGUACACAGAGCAGCUGGUCAGCGAGAGGUUCAACCACGUAAAAAUGGAACCAGAUGUUGAGAAGCUUGAGAAGAAAAUAAACUGCGGUCAGAUUGAAGAAGUCAUUUUCCAGGCGGAGUGUGAGCUGGCCCUGUCCAGAAAGAUGUCUGAAUGGAAACCAUGGGAGCCGCUGAUCGAGGAGCCUCCUGCCAAUCAGUGGAAAUGGCCUGUCUAAAUGUACAUGUAGUGUUCAUACUGUCUGUGUGUGAGAUCCAUACCUCUGCUUCUGCUGAAGUAAUAUAUUAAAGUGUUGAAAACAAA